AGCGGCAAAUAGAAAAGCAAAUAAAAAUGACAACGUUUAAACCGAAAUUUCUAAAACCAGAUACAGAUGAUGCCAUAGCCGAAGGCGGAGGGGAACAAGAGCCCCAAAGCUCUGCGUUUGUGUUUAACGCUAAUCACAAUCUUGGUUUAAUAGAGCAGCGUGAGCGUUUACCCAUUCGCAAGUAUCGUGAUCAGAUUCUUUACUGCCUGGAGAACCAUCAGGUGGUCAUCUUAGUGGGUGAGACGGGCAGCGGCAAGAGCACCCAAGUGCCGCAGUAUCUGUACGAAUGGGGCUGGCAUAGCAAGGGAAUGAUUGGGAUCACGGAACCACGUCGGGUGUCGACGGUGACGUUGGCGAAUCGUGUGGCCCAGGAACGUGGUGAACUCGUAGGAGAUACGGUGGGUUAUGUGGUGCGUUUCCAGGAGCGCAUCUCCAGCGAAACGAAAAUCAAGUUCCUGACGGAGGGCAUUUUGUUAAGAGAGCUCCUCGCUGAUCCUUUGCUUACCCAGUAUGGAGUCAUCAUAGUGGACGAGGCUCAUGAGCGGAAUAUGCUGACAGACAUGGUCUUGGGACUGCUUAAGAAGAUUCUACGCAAACGCAGCAAUCUAAAACUAAUCAUCUCCUCGGCCACCAUAGAUGCAAGCUUCUUCAGUGAGUUCUUCAGCUGGCCAGGAGUUGCCAACGAAGUCAGCGUCAAGCUGAGCAUCGAGGGACGCAUGCACGCCGUCAAUCAUUUCUAUCUGAACGAACCGUGCGCUGAUUAUGUGCGUGAGACAGUGGAAACAGUUUGGAAACUGCAUCAGAAGGAACCACCUGGCGAUAUACUUGCAUUCCUUACUGGCCAGGAGGAGGUACUGGAGGCCUUGGACCUGCUGCGGGAGUAUAUAGCCAGCGCAGAGCUGACCAAUCUCAAGGUGUUGCCCAUGUACGGCAGCAUGACCAGCAACGAUCAGCUGGCGGUGUUCUUUACACCUCCCAAAGGUGUGCGUAAAGUGGUGCUGGCCACCAACAUAGCUGAGACUUCCAUUACCAUACCGGGCAUUGUCUACGUCAUUGAUUGUGGUUACGUCAAGGUUAAAUGGUAUAAUCCCACCACAUCCAGUGAUAGUUUGGUUGUCGUGCCCGUCAGCAAAGCCUCGGCCAUCCAGCGUGCCGGACGUGCUGGACGUGUGCGUCCUGGCAAAGUGUACAGGCUCUACACAAAGCAGGAUUAUGAUGCGCUAGCACCACGACAGCCUCCCGAGCUGCGCCGCAGUGAGAUGAGCGGCGCUGUGCUUCAGCUGAAGGCGCUGGGGAUUGGAAAUAUUUUACGCUUUGAUUUUCCUUCUCCGCCGCCGGCAAAAAAUCUAUUGUCAGCUCUGGAAACCCUCUACGCUCUCGAUGCCAUUGAUGAUCAGGGACAGCUAACUAAACCUGUGGGUUUCCUUCUAGCCGAGCUGCCCUUUAGCGCCAUGUUAUCCAAGAUGCUGUACGUGUCGGGGAAAAUGGGAUGCGCCGAGGAAAUCAUCACCAUUAUAGCCAUGCUGCAGGUUCAGUCGGUUUUCUCCCGUCCGGCUUCUGCGUUGGCCCAACAAAGCGGACGCAUUGCCCAUCGACACUUUGAGGUGGCCGAGGGAGAUCUGAUUACACUGCUCAACAUAUACAGCGCAUUUGUGGAGGAGGGAAUGACCAAGGAGUUCUGCGGUCAAUACUAUCUCAUCUAUCGCAAUCUAAAGCGUGCCUGUGAGUUAAGGGAACAACUUAUUACGCUGGCUCGUAAGAAGUAUGGUAUUCCCAUAUUCUCCUGCAAGGGCGAUGUGGAAAUGUUGUGCAAGUGCAUCACCGCUGGAUUCUUCACACAGGUUGCCUAUCUGCAUCACUCGGGAGUCUACAGACAGAUCAGCAGCGGCACCGAGCUGGCAAUACACCCAAAUUCCACAUUGUAUACACUACCACAAGCUCAGUAUGUUGUUUAUGGGGAACUGUUGCAGACCACGAAGCUCUUUAUGAAUCAUGUGACGGUUAUCAAGAAGGAAUGGCUAACGGAACUUGCACCACAUUACUACCAACAAACCACAGUCAGAGAUUAAACUCUUCACACCAUUUUAAAUUUAGUUGGGAUUCGUAUCCCCACUAUUUAUUUAAGAACAAUUUAAACUUAAGCAUAACUGUGAUAUAAACUUAGCAUGAUUAACCAGC
This is a messenger RNA of Drosophila innubila, 2178 nucleotides long. Its product is annotated as probable ATP-dependent RNA helicase DHX35. The record is from RefSeq and is a predicted model, not a curated record. The coding region runs from base 27 to 2069 and encodes 680 amino acids. Lineage: Eukaryota; Metazoa; Arthropoda; Insecta; Diptera; Drosophilidae. Gene Ontology annotation, molecular function: ATP hydrolysis activity; RNA binding. Gene Ontology annotation, cellular component: intracellular anatomical structure; catalytic step 2 spliceosome. The transcript has 2 exons.